Messenger RNA from Aplosporella prunicola CBS 121167, 1554 nucleotides. RefSeq lists its product as uncharacterized. The coding region runs from base 1 to 1554 and encodes 517 amino acids. The record is from RefSeq and is a predicted model, not a curated record. Gene Ontology annotation, molecular function: protein-macromolecule adaptor activity; ubiquitin protein ligase binding. The transcript is spliced from 4 exons. Gene Ontology annotation, cellular component: cytoplasm; plasma membrane; cytosol. NCBI's taxonomy places the organism in Eukaryota, Fungi, Ascomycota, Dothideomycetes, Botryosphaeriales, Aplosporellaceae. Gene Ontology annotation, biological process: ubiquitin-dependent endocytosis.
AUGCAACUGCAGGUCGUUCUCAACCAGCCGCCUGGCUCGCACUACACCAACCUCGACACCAUCACCGGCCGCGUCCUGCUGCAGCUCGCCAGCAACACCACCGUUUCAUCCAUCACCGUCAAGCUCGAGGGCGAGAGCAGGACCAGGCUCGUCGCGCCGGCUAAGCCCGAGUACGGCAACAGCAGACCUAAGCCAGUGCUCGAACUACACAAGAUCCUCUACAAAACCCUCGUCGUCUUCCCUCCUUCCCAGCUGCAGGACGCAGAUUGGCAGUCGCACAACUACACCCUCAAUCCUGGAAACUACGAAUACCCCUUCCAAUUCAAGCUUCCGUUCAACAAUGCGUGCCACGCGAACAAGAGCAGGGCCUCGAACAUACCUUUCACAUCCAACCUCGGCUUCGCCGGCUUCCCGCUUGACGUCGCUACUCCGCCGACGAGACACGUUAAACAAACACUCCCUCCCUCCCUGACCGGCUUUCCGGGAGAAGCUGAAGUACGAUACUACGUGAAAUGUACCGUCAACCGACCGUCGCUGUUGAAGGAGAACCCGAGAGCUUUCUCCCAUUUCAACUUCCUCCCCAUCGAGCCACCCAGGCCCCCGAAAGCAGAUGGCGAAGCAUACGCGCGGCGCCAGCACCAAUUCAAUCCCCAUUGGGUUCCUCCUUCGGAAAGACGAACCAGUUUCUUCGGAAAGCUUGGAAAGGACAGGCCGCAAAGCAUGGAUGACUCGGCGCGCGUAGAACCGCCCCGUUUCAGCAUCGACGCCCGCUUGCCCAACCCCGCCAUUCUCACUCUGAAUGACGACGUCCCACUACGUCUCAUCGUAAAGCAGCUCAACGAGCGCACCGAGCCUCUCUACCUCCAAAUGCUCCAGAUCGAGUUGGUUGGAUACACGGCAGUGCGCGCGCACCAGGUCUCCCGCACCGAGUCCAGCAGCUGGCUCCUGGCCAGCAUGAGCAAUAUGAACAUCCCAGUCGGCGCGCCGUCCGACGUCCCCGGCACAGAGACUCCCAUCAACCGGGAAUACUGGUCGGACCGGCCGCUGCCCAACAGCGUGGCGCCCAGCUUCGACACGUGCAACUUAUCGCGCUACUACGAGCUCGAGGUGCGCGUCGGCCUCGGCUACGCCUCGUACAAGCAGGGCCAGGACCAGCUCAUCAUCCUCCCGCUUCGCCUCCCCGUCAAGGUCUUUUCGGGAAUUGCGCCCCCGCCAGAGCUUCUACAGAAAAUGGCCACGGGCGCGUUUCCGCGCCGCAAGCCCGUGCCUGGCAGCGCGGCCCCAUCACCGCUGGCGACGGACUUUGGGCACGCCGGGCCGUCUGCCCCCACGACGCCGCUUGAGGGCGGCACUAACCCGUUUCCGCACGCGCAGCCCAUGCCGCAGGGCUCGUAUCUCCCACCGCAGGCGGCGCAUGGUUAUGAGGAUGCGCCGCCGAGCUACGAGGACGCGGUCGCAGUUGACAUACCGCCGGUUGAUGGCCCCAGAAGGGAUUACGUGCCGCCGCCGGUGCCGGAGGAUGCGCCGAGAUUCUCGCAUGAUGAGAAGAGGUGA